Molecule: messenger RNA, 2610 nt
Organism: Bursaphelenchus xylophilus (pine wood nematode)
Lineage: Eukaryota; Metazoa; Nematoda; Chromadorea; Rhabditida; Aphelenchoididae
Source: the annotation of a GenBank genome assembly
AUGUCGGAAGCUCGCUCUUAUCCACUGCCCAAGUCGCUGUGCCAGUUCGACUCGGCCCGUCCGACCCGCCUCUCCGAUGUUCAACGGAUCCUCGAGGCCGACAAGGAGCUGCGCCGAUUGACUGGGUUCUCUCCGCUCACCGCGGACUUUCGGGUGAGAAGAAAGUUACUGGAACUUUUCGAUUGGCUCUAUUACAGUGGGGGGCCUGAUCCAGUGGCAAAAAACGUACCAUUUUGCGUUCGAGAAGUGUCAAAAAUGUGGCAAAAUGUUUCCCUCUCCAAGUGAAAAAAACUCCGAUUUCAAAAUCGCGUUCGCUCUUUUUGUGAGGGACCCUUCAAAUACUUGGAGAGGGAAGCAUUUUUCCACAUUUUUGAUGCUUCCCGGAUGCAAAAUAGUAUAUUUUUUGCCACUGGAUCGGGUCCGUCACAGUACAGUAAAUUUUAGUGGAUCUAGGCCGAAUUUUUAUCCAAUUUUUAUCGGCUUUUGUCCAAAAAAGUCGUUAUAAAUCACAGUGCCAGUGCUCAAGAAUCUGCUGGCAGAUUUCCUUCAUUUUUUUAGCAUUUUCUCUACUUAGCCUCUGUAUCCAUCCCUGAAACGUUUUACCUUAUGGCUUGCGACUUAUACCGAGAAAUUCAACAAUGUUUCUCAUUGAGAGAUUGUGUGAAAAAAGAGAAAGAGACGGCCGGAGAAAAAAUUUUUGAGCCGUAUCUUUGAGAAUCUUGCAUAGAAAGGAGUGAUUUCUAGCAUAGAAUUUUUCUGUCGUUGGGAAAAAUAAAUCUCAUCUUUUUACCACAAAACAAAUUUCAAAAUUUGCCUGAUUUUUGAAAUUUUCGACCUAAAAGUCUCGGUGAUUUCUGCAAGCCGCAAGCUAAAAAUUUUGCAUUUAUCUUAGCAUAUGAUAAUAUUAAUUUGUCCCAAGUUUCAUGAAAACCUUAGGGUUGAAUUUUGAGAAACUUUUUUAUCAGUCUGUCGGGAAAAUAAUGAGCACUCUGUCGCAUCGAAAAUCCCAUCGUUGCCGAGAAAAUGAAUUGUGUCGUGGCAAAAUCAAAUUCAUUUUUUUUCGGCGAUGCGAUCGGUGAAGCGACAUGUGUUCAUUAUUUUCCCGACAGACUGACAAUUGAUGAAAAUAAAAAUUUUUUUUGCAAUUUGCUAUUCAGAUCGUCCACUGCAACCCAAAAAUCACUUCAAAAUUUCACAAAUUUUCAGGAGUUUAUCCGCACUCUCCGCCUCCGCGUCUUCGCCGCUCCCCAUCUUCUGGAGGAGCUGGAUUACAAGAAAGGCGCCGCCGAUCUGACCAAGGUCAUCAAAAAGCCCUCUCCGUUGGACAAAGACGACCCUAAUGAUGUGCUUCUCCCCGAGCCGGAGAUUAUUCAGACCGUCUCCGACACCAAUAUUCCGGAUCCGGCGUUAAUUGAGCCGGAUGGGUCUUGUGAUGAGACCACCAUUUCCCGUGCAUCUGUCCUCGCCGAUGGCUCCGAGUUUGGAAAUACGGAUGGAAUUCAUAUUCCCUAUGUGAAAUGUGGAGACAGCCAGAUUGGAGUGAUGAUCCGGGUGGGUUGUUUUGAAAAUAGCAUGGGUUUUUUGGAUAAAAAAUCUAGAAAAAGCUAAAAAAUAGAUUCUUUGAUUAAAAAGAGAAAAUUCCCUAAGGGCAUGUCCUCUAUUUUCUCCAAAUUUGUCCGUAGACUCUGGGUAGUCCAUAUAUUAAUCCCUGAAAAUUUGAGAUUUCUCUCUUUACAUACAGCGGAGAUAUUGGACGGUAAUUUUUUCCGAGAGAGAACGCAAAAUGGGGAGAGUUGACCAGACAAUUUUCUACUUAUAUCUUUGUGAAUUUUACUGUUUAAUAAGCGAUUUUUUGAACAAAUAUUCGUUUCUCUAUCCGAAACAGACUUUUAUUUUCUUGAAGGCCGAAAAAUGUUUUUUGUCUGACCAACUCUCCUCAUUUUGCGUACUCUCUCAUUAAAAGAAGACUGUUGAAUAUCUCCGCUGCAGGUGCAAAGAGCGGAGUCAACUUUUCAGUGAUUGAAAUACAGCCUAAAUAGAGUAGGCAGGCAAAAUUUCAAAGAAAAUCAGAGACUUUUACUACGGUAAAUUACCUUAUUUUUACUAAUGGUUGCUUUCAGAAGAAACAAUUCCCAGUCAAGCCAAGGACGCCGUCCUCGCAGAGUUCUGUAAGCAGAAAGAAGUCGAGAGCUUUGAAGAAGUUUAAGAAGUCUCGCAGGCAGAAGAACUGCGAUUCCAGUGAGCUCGGUGUGGCUGUGGUAAGCAUUUAUAUUGUACUACCUACAAUAAGAUUGGAAAUUGAUUUUUUGGUCCAGUAUCCUUCAGAGUUCAAAUUCUAUCUAUCAAGUAACAAAAUAAAGGCCUUGACUUAACUUUCAGUGCAAAGAAGACCGUUCUCUAGAGAGGGAAACUCCGAGUAUCAUCAAAAAACGCAGUCAAACCUUGGACCUGCUGGCCAAAAAAGGAGUUAAUGUGGUCACAUCGAAGGAUCCGAAACCGGAACGGAUCAUCGAAACCUGCAGAAAGCACCAACGCACCUAUACCUAUGAGGUUCACCGCAAGAAAUACGCGGUCGAGGUUUAUGACGUCGACCAACUCUCUGAUGCCUAG